Hevea brasiliensis (rubber tree) is the source of this 1376-nucleotide messenger RNA. RefSeq lists its product as uncharacterized. The record is from RefSeq and is a predicted model, not a curated record. The transcript has a single exon. Bases 512 to 1225 code for a protein of 237 amino acids. Lineage: Eukaryota; Viridiplantae; Streptophyta; Magnoliopsida; Malpighiales; Euphorbiaceae.
UGUAGGCCACAAGCCAAUAGAACGCACACCGGCAAGCCGCUAGAGGUAGAGAAUAGAUGGAAAGACUCGGUUCAACAACCACAUCCGCUCCUUCCUUUCUCCUAAAGUGCCAACAUACCAACUCCACCACCAAAAGUAAAAGUGACGAAACCGUCUUAUAAUAAUAAUUAGCCAAGAAACCUUCGCAAACUUUGCCAUUUCUUUGUUAUCUUCGUCGAGAGGGAGAGUGGGGACUCCAUUAGAUUGCAAGAACAAAACGCUAGGAAGGCAAAAGGAGCGUGUCAAGACAGAGGGAGCUGGCCAGGAAAUUUUCUUUUCUUUUCUCUUAGUAACAACUUCAAGAAACCUUCAUGGCUCCUCUAUCUCUCUUAUCUCUAUAAAGAAAUCUUCACUGAGAUCAUCACCACCAAAAGACGCCAAGAAAAGAUACAGAGAGAUAUCUUAGUUUCUGUUGCUUACUUACCCCCACCAAGAACCACUGAAUUAUAAAGUUACAUACCACCACGCACCAAUGCUGCUUCUUAGAAAUUCCUUAUCCAACACCAAAAAGUUCUUCCAGAAAUCCCUAGAAAGCUUCAAGUCUUUAUUUUCUGGUGGUUCUUACCAGAGGAUGCCCAAAACCUCCCCUUAUAAUAAUCCAUGUUCUUACAGUCAUCUCGCCACCGAUAUGAAUGUCCAAAGAAGCUUCAACACCAAAGAUUUGGACACGUUCUACAAUGACUUCAACGACCGGUGGGACACCAGUGAGGGGAAAGCAAAGAGAAGAAGCAAGAAGAAAAGAACACCACCAUCAUCACCAAUCAAACAAGAAAAUGAUGAGCUAAAGGGAAGUUUCAUGAAGUUUUCCAAGGCAAUUCCUGUCAAGGAUUAUCAGAUAAAAAGAGGAGAGGACUACAAUUAUAAUCAUAAAAACAAAGUGAAGGAUUUUCACGCAGGGAAAAGAUGGCAGGAAAAUAGUUCAAAUUAUAAGGAUACAAGAGAUCAGGGAAGGGGUUGGUUGGUGGCACAGAAGCUAAAAGAGCUAGAGAUGAUGGAUAUUAGCAAUGUGGAUCAUGUCCUGGACGUAGAAGAGGUUCGCCAUUAUUAUUCUCGCCUGACUUGCCCUGCCUAUCUGGACAUUGUAGACAAGUUCUUCAUGGACAUGUACGCAGAAUUCUUUGGUCCACCUAGAUCCCCACGCAGUGUGAAUUCCAGGCAAAUUAGGCUGCCUUCACAGAGAUCAUAGACUUUUCUCCUUUCAUGGAGAGCAACUGGGAAUUUCUGAUAAUAUUUCAGGUUGUCAUUAAUUUUUUUUUUUUUCAAAUAUUUUCCCUUCCAUUCCCUUUUCUCUUUUUCUGUUUAAUCAUCAAUUAAUUAUCAUAUUCUCUCUGUUCAUA